Messenger RNA from Pantherophis guttatus, 2362 nucleotides. RefSeq names its product FAM161 centrosomal protein A (gene FAM161A). Lineage: Eukaryota; Metazoa; Chordata; Lepidosauria; Squamata; Colubridae. Gene Ontology annotation, cellular component: cilium; photoreceptor connecting cilium; ciliary basal body. Gene Ontology annotation, biological process: cilium organization. The record is from RefSeq and is a predicted model, not a curated record.
GGGCCAUCGUUCCCCACCUCUUUCGUAGCGUCUCAAGACUCUAAGCCUAGUAACCGUAGCAACCAAACACGCAGGGAAGGGGCUUGGUAACCAGUCUAGCAGGAGGCUGGCUGUGGCCUCCCGUCCUUUGAGAAGCCCAUGGACGCAUCUCACCGAGCUGCUUUGCUCACCGCCUCCUGCCUGCAUACGCCGGUGAACCCGCGCACCAAGGCGCCGGCGGCGCUUUAUGAACGGGUACCAGAAAGAGACUCGCUUGAAAAUGGCGUGGGGAAGGAAUCCUUAAGUCCAGGGGGAGAAUACGGUUCCAUCAUGUGUGCUGAUUGUAAAGAUUGGCUAGAUCUCUCAAACAUGUACCUCUCAAAUCAGGAAUAUUAUUUAAAGCUGGAAGAACUUAAGAAUGCUCACCUGGAAACCAUGGCAAAAUUGGAAGAAAUGUAUCAGAAUAAGCUGUUUCUAAAAGAUGUUCAACCUUUAACUAACACAGACAUGAUUUAUUGUAAGACUUACAGAUCAGCAUGGGAAACUAAACCAUUUCAACUUCAGAACAUGCAUAAAUCAUUUUCUGCAUCUGAUCUGAACAGUUCGUUCCAUUCCUUAAAUUUCUCUGAUGUGACUGAUGAACAACUAGAGCUAGAAACAAGUGACAGUGAUGUUGGAUCACUAACACUGGACAAGACUGAAAAUGCAUGGGAUGGCUGUUUUUUGGAGGAUUAUUCACUCUGCCCUAAAACUGUUUUACCCAAAUUAAAUGUUUUGAAGCUAAGCAAGAAAAAGAAAAAAUGGUUCCCAAAGAUCACAGUACCAGAACCUUUCCAGAUGACUAUUAGAGAAGCUAAGAGGAAGCAACAGAAUAUCAAGUCCAAGUCACUCAUGGAGCUGGAAAAUAACUUGCUGAAGAAACAAUUAGAGGAGGAGGCAGAAUGUCAAAAACAAUUUCGAGCCAAUCCGGUACCUGCACAUGUUUUUGUCCCUCUUUAUCAUGAAAUAAUGCAGGAAAAUGAAGAACGCAGAAAAUCAUUUAGAGAAACGAGGGGAAAUUUUCUUCUAGCUACACAAAAGCCAUUUCAGUUUAUUGAAAGAGAAGCACAAAAGAAAGAACUGAGAAAAAUGCAAUUUUCCUCACCAGAAAAAAAAGCAAAAAUGUUUAAAGCUAAACCAGUUCCUAAAUUUGUUUCCAGUUCAGAAAUGAGGGAGAAAUUAAAGGAAGAAGAACUCUAUAGAGACAUUAGAAUUCAAGCUAGGUCUGAAGAGCUCCUACGUAAUUCAUCACUUCCCAAUAGCAGAUUAGGAAAUAAAGGCACCAUUAGGCCUAGGCAGCAAAACUGCUUUGAACAAAGUGAAGAAUCAAUAUAUAAGUCAAAUACCAAAGUUAAAGUCCCUGAUUUUGAAACAUUACAUAAAAAAUUUCAGAAACAGCUUCAAACACAUAAGAAUGUGAAAAGUGUCACAAUCAGUGAGCCCUUCAAACUCCAUACACCAAAUAUUUCAUCCAAUAAAGAGAAGAUUCUUGAGGACAUCGACAUGGAUGAAGCAACAUUAAAAGAAACACGCUGGCCUUAUGUCUCUAUAAGAUGUCCCCCUCGAACAUUGAAUGCAAGUUCAUAUCCUUCAGGCUGUGUGCUGUCUCCAUCUCCAAGAAUUACAGCAUCUACAAGAAAACGGCUAGAAGCCAUCAGGAAAUCGGCUGAGGAAAAAAAGAAGGUUGAAGAAGAGCAUAAAAGAAGAGAAGCAAAACAAAAAGAGAGAGCAAGAAAGCUACAAAGGCUUAUAGCUACUCGGGCUGAGGCAAAUGAUCCACAUCAGAGCCUAGCCAAGAUGCUUAACUCAAAGUUAAAAUUGUUUAGGAAACAUGAAAAACAGAGAAAGAAAGAAUAUCUGCAGGAACUGGAAGAAAUUGAAGAAAGGGUGGAAAAGAGGCCUCUAUUAUUGGAACAAGCCACACAGAAGAAUGCACGGCUAGCAGCAUCGAAGCAUUAUUCUGAUUUGCUGCGAGAGCUUGGACUAUGUGAAGACUUUAUUUCAAAGAAAGGCCAAACUGCUACUGAAGAGUUUUUGCAGAAUUCCUACAGUAAUAGCUUUGAAAGCUUGGCAGCAAAUGUAGAAAGUGAUAAUGAACAUGAAGAAAAAAGAGAAUCUGAAGGAGAAUAUAAUUCCCAAUUCCAGUCAGCUCAGCAUAGCGGGGAGGAGGAGGAGGAGAAGGAAGAAGAGAAAGAGGAAGAGAAAGAAGAUGAAGAUGAAGAUACUGCCACUCAGUCAGAUCAUGCUGAUCAAGAAACUCCUGAGCAUGACAGUGAAAACGAUUACAAAGAUUCAGUAGAAAAAUCCAGUGAUUAUGAGGGCUGAUUAAAAUAUAUUGCUACUA